CGGCACGCCUAGUUCCGGUAUUACGGUAACUGAAAGGCUGCGGUGCCUCUGUGUCCGACAGACCGGUGUUUUAUUGGAAGACGCCGAGCCGAACAGGUCUCGGAUGUUAUCCUCUCUGCCGAGACACGGACAUCACUUAAACUAGCCAGGUCCAACUUGGAGUAUUUAUCACUUGGCUUUUUCAAGAACCUCAGUUCCCACGUUGUGACAUUUUGGAGCAACAGAGAUUCCUUGGAUUCUUCUUGACUCAUCCUCCAAAGUCCCUGACCACAUAAAGAGAAAUUGAGAUUCCCAACCCCUUGCCCGGUCUUGCCAGCUGCUAUUUAGCAACAGCAUGGCAGACAGUCGACAACCAGAAGACAGCGCCCCCCAGUGGGACCCAUCAGGGGGGCAAGAACCUGGCGGCACCCAUGGAGCAAACAGCUACUCUUCAUCAGCCUACCGGACCUGCCAGCCUGGAGGGGCCCACAUGACCACCGCUCCUUACACUGCAAGGGAGAAUGGAUUUAAUGGCGAACUAGCUGGAGCUCCCGCUAUCACUGCAGAGCAAGUUUCGGCACGGAUUGUGCAGGAAGUGACGGCAGAGGCAGUGGCGGUGCUAAAGGGAGAACAGGAGACUCAGCGGCUGCCGUCAGUUGAAGAUACCACAAACUUGCCUCCCUCCCCUCCCCCUUCGCCUGCAGCUGAACACUUUGGUCCCUUGGAGCAAGAUGUAGGGGAUGAGGAGGAGGCGGGCCCUCUCCGCCGCUUCCAAAAUUCUCGGGAGAGGUGCAAGUUCCUCGCCCCCUCCAUCUCAGUUUCCGUGCCUGAGGACGACCCCUACCACUCCGACGAGGAGUACUAUGAUCACCCAUUGUUCAGCCCAGAGUGGACGCACUCGGGCGCUCGCCCCACAGGGCACGCCGUGGCCUUUAGACAGAUUGAAGAAGAGACCAUGGAGGCUCUUACAGCUGAAUACGAGGAAGAGGAGGAAGAGGAGGAGGAGGAGGAGAGUGCAGAGGCAGCAAUGUCUGAAGCAGCUCUUGAUGAGCAGCAGUGGAGUGGGGAAGAGCCCGAGCUGGACAGCCCCAAAGCUGAACUCUUAGAUCAGACAGAGGCCUUAGACGAGGCACAGGUUGUAGACCUGGGGCAGUCUGAGGCAGCUAGUGCUGCCACAGAAAGCUCUGUGGACAGAGAGGAGGAGGAGGAAGAGGAUGCAGAGGGUGAGGAAAGCCAUGAGACAGCUUUGAAGAUGGAUGCAGACAAGCAGGACAGUGAGUCGAUGAGCCCUGACAGCAUUGGAUCAGAAAAGCGCCCUGAGGAGUUUUUUGAGCCUCAGAUGCAAGGUUUCUUUGCUGGUGAACGAGUUGUACCGGAGAGCCCGACCAUGGAUAUGCCAUCUUUUGUGCCUCCAGAUGUUCAAAUCCAAGCCAAAGAACCAGUCAGAUCUCUCACACUUCAGCCCACGUAUGGGGAGCCAAUCACAGUGUCAGAAAAACAGCCAUCAGUGGAGGUGGUGGAGUUCAGCAGCAUCACUGCUCCUUCUGACUUCUCUUCGAUGGGAGUUAAAGUUCAGGCAGGAGACACAACUAGCGAGGCCAGAGACAAAUCAGGCAUGUCGGCAUACUUUGAAACCUCAACUGUGGAGGCUGAGGAAGGUACAGAAUGUAAGGGCGAGGGGUAUUAUGAACUGAGUCGAUCUGGUGAAAAAACAAAUAAAGAUGAUUCCACGUCCCAAGAAAUCAGCUACAGCACACUGGCAGAAGCUAAGGAUAAUCCUGGAAUACAAAAGGCUCCACCUGGAGAUACCGACAUGUUUGCAAUUCCUGAUAGAAGUAAUGAAUGCAGGCUUUCACCCGGCAAGCUUGCCUUAGAGCAGAGGAGUUACUCACUCAACAUCACCAUUGGAACAACAGAUCAGAGUGGACAAGGCAGGCAAAGAAACUUCACCCCACUGGCCACAGACAUCAUGUCAUAUACAAGUGGAAGUCUUGACGAAUCAGCUGACUACCUUCCAGUUUCUACACCCUGUGUAGAUAAGCCUCCAUCAUUUCCUCCUCUUAUCCUGGAGACUGCUGCUUCUGUCACGUCUGAUUCCUCUUCCCCUCCAAGAACUGCUGAACCACCAUUAAAGGUCAGUUCAGAACCUGAAUCUCCUGAAUCACCUGAGCCAAAUAAAGGCUCUUACAAAAAUGGAUCAGUGAUGACACAGGACUUACCGGAGAUGCUAGACCUUGCUGGUACCCGGUCCAGGCUGGCUUCAGAAAACACAGACCCUGAAAUAAUCCAGAAGAAGUCACUCAAAGAUGAUGUACCUACCUUUACUGAUGAUCCUCUCGCUAGUAUGACCUCAGGGGAGCUGAGUCCUGGUGUAAGAAAAAGUGAUAGUCAACUGGAAGAGAUGGGGUAUUGUGUGUUCAGUGAAUAUUCAGGGCCUAUGCCAUCCCCUGCAGAUGUCCUCAGCCCUACGAACACCUGUGGACACGUUUUUACCCCUUCUGUUUUGGAGGAGAAAGUUGCUGAACAGGCAAGAAAAUUAGCAGUAAGAGAUACAUCCUUGGAAGACAAGAUUUUGUCAUCUGGAGGCGCCAAUGUUUAUGAGAGGGAUGACCAAAGCCAAGGGAAAAGAAAUGAUUCACUUGAAGAAAGCAGCAAAUAUGAUUCAAAUGAUCAUCCAGCAAAAUCUGUAAGUGAGACACCUUUUGGUCAGCUCAGUGAGCCCUUUGUGACACCAACUGUCACUGUGACUCUAGAGGAAGGAGAGAGGUCAAUGAGUGAGACCGAACGCCAAGCCAGUGGCGAAGGUUCAGUAUCAGAAACCGAGAUCGCCGACUAUGAGAGGCAGAUCCGCAAGCUGGAGAUGGAGGACAGGCCUCUAAGUCUUGAGGAGGAGCGGGAACUCCAGGAGCUCCGGGAGAAAGUGAAGCUGGUGCACCAAGAGGCCUAUGAAGAGGUGGAUGCUGAGGAUGUUUACCAGCUGACUGGCAUGGCCAAGGACCGCAUUGCCAGGCCUGUGAAAACAUCACCUACUUCAUCUGUAGAGAGCAACAUUGAUGAUGACAAACUGCUUUCCCCAGUACUCUCACCCUCCAAACUUAAACAAAGAGAAUUGUACGGUUCACCCAAAAGAGCAGCUUCGCCUGUGUCAGGAAUAAACAAAGAUGAAAGGGCUGAACAAGAGAGGAAAAUGAAGGAAGACCAAGAAAGGGAAGCAGCUGAGCGAAUAAAGAAAGAUGAGGAAGAAAGAAGAAUGAAGGAGGAAGCAGAAUUCAAAGAAAGAGAGGAGCAAGAGAGAAGGGAGAAAGAAGAGGCAGAAAGGAUACUGAAGGAAGAGACAGAAAGGCAUGAAAAAGAGCUGACAGAAAGACUGGAGAAAGAACAUAAAGAGAGAGAGGAGAGGGAGAUGAAAGAAAUGGAGGAGAAAGAGAAGAAAGAAAGAGAAGAGAGGGAGGAGAAAGAGAGGAAAGAUAAAGAAGAAAGGGAGAUAAAAGAUAAAGAAGAACUGGAGAAGAAGGAAAAAGAAGAGAGAGAGAGGAAGGAGAAAGAAGAAAGGGAGAGGAAAGAAAUAGAACAGAGAGAGAAGGAGAAAGAAGAAAGGGAGAGGAAAGAAGAAAGAGAAAGGAAAGAAAGAAUGGAAAAAGAGAGAGCAGAGCAGGAACUGAAAGAGAAGGAGGAGAAGGAAAAUAUGGAGAUGGAACUCAACAAGGAGAAAGAACAAGAGAAACUGACUCAAAUGGACAAAAUAGUUUCAGACCAGCCAGUAGAAGCCAAAGGAAUGCAGCAAACAGAAAAUGUCUCCAUAAAUCUUGCUGAAGGAAAUCUGCCUGAAAAGGAGAAUGCAGAUGCCGAGGUGACAAAAGAGAUACCAGAGACCCACGCUGCAAUUGAAUCUGUGGUGAUGGUUGAAGACGAUUUCAUCACAGUGGUGCAAACCAUCGAUGAAGCUGAAGAACCUGGUCACAGUGUCCGUUUCUCUGCUCCACCUGAGGCUGAAACCCUCUGUGUUGGUGCACGGAAAGAAGAAGAAGAGGCAGACGAGGAUGAAUCUAUAGAGUUGGCUGAGGAAGCAGAUUUUGAGGCAGCCAGCCUUGAGGAGGUAGGGGAAGUUCCUGAAACCCCUGUCUCCCCAGCACAGGAAGCUCAGACCAGAGAAACAGAGGGACGGUCAGAAAGCUACGAUAGAGAUGAAACUACAGUUGAUGACUCUAUCCUUGACAGCUCCUGGGUAGACACACAAGAUGAUGAUAAGAGUAUGGCAACGGAGCAGAUUGAGCUUUUACCCAAGGUGCCCAGUCCAGUUAAGAAACCUGCUGUCAUACAGAGUAGUCUGACAAAACAACGAAGUACAGAAAAACAAGAAAAAUCUGUCAAACCCAAAACUAAAGGAGGGCGAACUAGAGGACGCAUCUCCACGCCUGAACGCAAACCUGUUCGCAAAGAGCCCAUCUACAUACCCAGAGAAGAGAUUAAAAAGAAAAAAGCCAUCAUAAAGAAGACUGAGUUCAACAAAAAAGUGGAGACUCAGACUCUGUCUCCGUCCAAGCGGAGCGCCAUGAAGCCAGCAGUCCGUCACACUAGGCCAAUCCAGCAUCACUCCUGCCCAAGAAGGAGACCCACAGAAGCCCUUUCAGACAGUCGCCACCCUCUUAGUGUUGCCAGACAGUCUCGAGACAGAGCAUCAGAUGGUGGGUCACGGAGUCCCGCAAAGAGAUCAUCUGCACCACGUCAUGCCUCUAUUCUGGGUCGCCGUGGCUACCACGAACACGAGGAGAGUUCUACCUCCAUCACCAGCUCUGGAUCAACUGCUCCCCGCAGGCCCACAUCAUUUCGCACUGAAAUGAGAGCAGAGCAUAGGAUAGGACGAGCCCCAAGCAUGACAGUUACAGAAUCGGUACGUUCCCGUUCAGCUCGCAGUGGGCACUCCACCCCUCGGACCCCAGGCUCCACAGCCAUCACCCCAGGAACCCCUCCCAGCUACUCGUCAUCUUCCAGAACCCCCGGGACCCCGCGCUCCCUCAGUUUGAUUUCCCAGGAGAGGAAAGUGGCAGUGGUCCGCACCCCACCAAAGUCACCCGCAACCACUCCCAAGCAGCUGCGCAUCAUCAACCAGCCACUGCCUGACUUCAAGAAUGUCAAGUCCAAGAUCGGGUCAACAGAGAAUAUCAAAUACCAGCCAAAAGGAGGACAGAUACAAAUACAGAACAAGAAGAUUGACCUGAGCCAUGUGACCUCCAAAUGUGGUUCUCUCGACAACAUUCAUCAUCGACCAGGUGGCGGUAAUGUGCGAAUAGAGAGUGUGAAGUUGGAUUUCAAAGACAAAGCUCAAGCCAAGGUGGGUUCACUGGAGAAUGCACAUCAUAUUCCUGGUGGAGGUCGCAUUAUGAUUGAGAGCCACAGGCUGACAUUUCGUGAGCAUGCAAAGGCCCGUGUUGACCAUGGAGCUGAGAUCAUGGUCCAGUCACCUGGUCUGUCAGGCUCAGUCUCUCCCCACCAUCAGAAGGAAAGCCACCUGUCGUCCUCUGGCAGUCUCAACAUAAUGGAUUCUCCACAGUUAGCAACCUUGGCCAAGGAUGUAAGUGAUGCCUUAGCCAAGCAGGGCUUGUGAACACUGGAUCUCUAGACUGCUGCUGUGCAUCCAAGACACUCUCACCUUUAAGAACUCUUCUGCCCUCUCUCGCCAUCAUGAAACAAAGUGGUUACCAUUGAUGCUCAGCACACAGAGGUCUCCUUAACAUCUUUAUCGCAACAUCCAUCACUAACUCUAAGCAGAGACUAGACUUAGAAGCUACUGUGUUUUGGUCUUCUAUUUUUAACCUUAAACAUGUGUUUUUUCUGAUUUGUUUUGUGGGUAUUCCUUUAUGUUUUGAACAAUGUUUUGCAUAGUUAGACUGGGCGUUUGCUCUAGAUUAAGUGGUAUAUCUGUCAACACUGGCUUUACUGGUCUUGGAUCAGCGUAUCGAAGAAGCGACAGCCUUUUUUUCUACUCUAAGCAACUAAAGACAUGGCCUGUACACCAUGCCACCCUUUUUGUUCUUGCUCAGCAAACAUGCAUGAUUGCCAGAUCCCCUAACAAUGAGCAUCUUUACUGUGAGUCAUUAUUGACUUAAUACAUGAUCUGUAAUAAUAAAAUUAAAAAUAAUAAUAUAGAGAUCUCUAUAUGAUACAACCUCUUUCCCAUUCACAUGUCUCACAUUUAAAAGGAAGCAAAAAUAUGGCUAUAAGAUAUUACUUUACAAUGGCAUAUAUGCAAGAACCACAUCAUGUUAUGACAAGCAUGUAUGAAUCAAAUAUGAAAAGAGGCUCUUUUGUAUUGAAGAAAAAAAAAUAAAUUUUAGUAAAUAAUUUCCUCAUUUAUUGGAUAAAGAUAAACAAGUUCAUGUUUUGUAGUUAAUAGAUGUUUUACAGUGUAAUGCUUGGUGACAAUGUCCAAGACUGAUUUGGUGUUGCUGAGGGAUGCAUCUCCGUCUUGUCAAACAGCCUUACUCACUUAAACCUGCUCAGCAGAUCUAUAUAGACGCCUGCUUAAACACUUGGAGCUCAUUCCACAAAUAUCUGUCCCAGAAGGAAAUUCUUUGAGGAGUAACCAAUAAAGGUUGAUGUUUAAAGUUGAUAAUGAUUGCAGUCUGAGCCACUGAAGAAUAGAUGCUACGGUAGAAGAUGCCACUUCUCCAAAAUGUAUGUAUGCGUGUGUGCGAAAGCAUGUGUGUGUGUGUGUGUGUGUAUGCAUUUGGUGCAGAUCCCAUGCCGUUUUAUGGAGGGACGCCGCUGUACUUGGGUUGUUUGUCGUGAUGUGUAGGGAGACGAAAUUGUUAAAGGUUAAAAACUUUUUAAAAGCCUUAAAUAAAAAAAAAAGAGAAAUACUCGUCAAAUGUCCACUGGGAGAAAGAACUCAGUCAGAUCCUGAUAUAUCUGUUUGGACAAAAUGUUUGGGUGAUCUAGAUUUUUUUGUUUGUUUUUUUCUCCAGAUACUCUUUGUGGUAUGACCCUCUUCCUGCCCAAUUACUGCCCCCAACUGCAACUGUUUGUUUGCUUCUGUGUUUACUCUGCAUCCCCCAUCUCCGUGUGCCUCUCCCUCACCUCUUGCUCCACCCUGCAGCAACUCUUAAUGUAUUUAAAAGGUCAAGUAGAUGUAUGCAGUUUUUCUCCUGUUGAUAUGACACCAAUUAUGAUAAUUAAUGACAAUAAAAAUAACAAAAAGUGA
Molecule: messenger RNA, 7180 nt
Organism: Xiphophorus maculatus (southern platyfish)
Lineage: Eukaryota; Metazoa; Chordata; Actinopteri; Cyprinodontiformes; Poeciliidae
Gene: map2
Product: microtubule-associated protein 2
Exons: 19
Coding region: 335-5584 (1749 amino acids)
Biological process (GO): neuron projection development; microtubule cytoskeleton organization
Cellular component (GO): neuron projection
Molecular function (GO): microtubule binding
Source: RefSeq, a predicted model, not a curated record